UGUUUUCAAGCAAUUAUGAUGCUUUUGAAAAGCACUCACGAUAGUGGGCAAAUACAUAUAUAAGUAGAAAGGGUGACAGUGGAAUGACAUUUCCAAUAUGUUUCGACUUGUAGUUCUAGCACUUUUUGGCGCUGUAGGCGCUGUGGAUUUUGUCAUACAAAAUAAAGCUGGAGGAAUGGUUUGGGUGGGCAUUCAAGGAAAUCCUGGAUAUCCACAUUUGGAGAAUGGCGGGUUUCAGUUGAAUCGAGGACAGUCAAGAACAGUUCGAGCGCCAGAAAAGUGGGAAGGACGAAUCUGGCCAAGGACUUGGUGUGAUCCCAAGACGAAGCAUUGCUUGACGGGAGAUUGCGGCAAUAAACUCCAGUGCGCAGGUGCUGGUGGAGUUCCGCCAGCUAGUCUUGCAGAAAUAAAACUUAAAGGGAAUUCUGGACUUGAUAAUUACGAUGUAUCGUUGGUUGAUGGAUUCAAUAUCCCUAUUGCGUUUUGGCCAGUAAAUGGAAAAGCCGAUGGCAGUCGCCUUAGUUGCAAGCGUGCAAGCUGUGACAAGAAUCUCAAUUCAAGUUGUCCCGGUCCUCUACGACUCAAUAGCGCUCACGGUGUCAUUGGCUGCAAGUCGGCCUGUUUAGCGUUCAACAAUGACGAAUACUGUUGCAGAGGGGCCUUCAACAGCUCUAAAAAGUGCAAGGCUAGCGGAUAUGCCAACUUCUUCAAGUCGAACUGUCCUAUGGCGUACAGUUAUGCUUACAAUGAUGAUAAGAGUUUGAUGACUUGUAAGGCGCAGAAAUAUAUGAUAACCUUUAUGUGAUAUGUAGUACAUCGAGAUAAAGGGAAAUUUGCCAAUUCUUUCUGGUUUUACUGGUGUUCUAAC
This is a messenger RNA of Acanthoscelides obtectus, 868 nucleotides long. The record is from the annotation of a GenBank genome assembly. NCBI's taxonomy places the organism in Eukaryota, Metazoa, Arthropoda, Insecta, Coleoptera, Chrysomelidae.